AUGUCCUCGACUACCCAUUUCCCCGAUACCGAGGGCUUCCAACAACAGUCUGACAACUUCAUGUCAUGGCUGCAAGCCAGCUCAGGAGUUCAAAUCAACCCUAAAUUGAGACUUGCAGACCUCCGAGAAAGCGGAGCAGGACGAGGUGUCGUGGCACAGGAUAACAUCCCCGAAGGCGAAGAACUCUUCUCGAUCCCACGAGCCAUGGUCCUCACCGUCCAAACCUCAGAGCUGAAGACCCUGCUCGGACAAGAUCUAGAGCAGCUCGGCCCGUGGUUGUCCCUGAUGCUGGUCAUGUUGUAUGAAUACCUUCAGGGUGAUAAGUCUCGAUGGGCUCCAUACUUCAAGGUCUUGCCUUCUCGUUUCGAUACUUUGAUGUUCUGGUCAUCGACCGAGUUGCAGGAGCUGCAGGGCAGCACUAUUGUUGAGAAAAUUGGUCGAAAAGGUGCCGAGGAGUCCAUUAUUGAGAUGAUUGCUCCUAUUGUGAGAGGAAAUCCCGCUCUAUUCCCGCCUGCCCCUGGUCUUGCGUCUUUUGACGGCGAUGCUGGUGCCGCUGCCCUCAUUGAGAUGGCUCACAUUAUGGGAUCUCUCAUCAUGGCCUAUGCCUUUGACAUUGAAAAGUCCGAGGAUGAUGAAGAUGAGGGAGAAGCCAACGACGAGAGCUACAUGACCGACGAUGAGGAUGAACAAUUGCCCAAAGGUAUGGUUCCGCUUGCCGAUCUUCUCAACGCCGAUGCGGACCGAAACAACGCUCGCCUCUAUCAGGAAGAAGGUUCUCUUGUCAUGAAGGCAAUCAAACCGAUCCACCAAGGUGAGGAGAUUUUGAACGACUACGGAGAAAUCCCCCGUGCAGAUCUCCUCCGCCGAUACGGCUACGUGACGGACAACUACGCCGUCUACGACGUAGUUGAGCUAUCACUGGAAAGUAUCUGCCAAGCGGCAGGUCUUUCCAACAGCGAUGUCGAAUCCCAGCCCCGUCUUGAGUUCCUCGAGGACCUCGAUAUCCUUGACGACGGCUACGUGAUUCCCAGACCUGUCAACGCCAACCCUUCUCUGGAAGAUAUCCUGCCAGCUGAGCUGGUCAUUCUGCUGAGCACCCUUGCUCUCCCCGAUGAAGAAUUCAAGCAGCGCAAGUCCAAGGGCAAGGCGCCCAAGCCGGCCUUGGAAGCGAACCAAGCUGCCAUCUUGGUUAAGGCUCUGCACACCCAGCAGGCGAAAUAUGCUACCUCACUGGCGCAAGAUACUCAGAUUUUGACUUCAUUGCCUCCAUUGGAUGCCUUGGAUGUGUCGUCCCGUCGCGCGAGAAUGGCUCUCCAGGUUCGCAUUGGCGAGAAGCAAGUCCUCCAGGCUGUCCUGGGGUUGUUGGAACCCGCUGCAACUGGUUCACUGAAGCGUUCUGCCAAUGGCGAUGCCGGUGAGUCGAGACAAUUCAAGGCCCAACGAGUUUGA
Penicillium soppii is the source of this 1449-nucleotide messenger RNA. Its product is annotated as ribosomal lysine N-methyltransferase. The transcript is spliced from 3 exons. Bases 1 to 1449 code for a protein of 482 amino acids. Gene Ontology annotation, molecular function: protein binding; protein-lysine N-methyltransferase activity. Lineage: Eukaryota; Fungi; Ascomycota; Eurotiomycetes; Eurotiales; Aspergillaceae. Gene Ontology annotation, cellular component: nucleus. Gene Ontology annotation, biological process: peptidyl-lysine monomethylation. The record is from RefSeq and is a predicted model, not a curated record.